Messenger RNA from Conger conger (European conger), 784 nucleotides. RefSeq lists its product as uncharacterized. Gene Ontology annotation, molecular function: glycine N-acyltransferase activity. The transcript has 3 exons. Gene Ontology annotation, cellular component: mitochondrion. The coding region runs from base 1 to 756 and encodes 251 amino acids. Lineage: Eukaryota; Metazoa; Chordata; Actinopteri; Anguilliformes; Congridae. The record is from RefSeq and is a predicted model, not a curated record.
AUGGGGUUGCUGUACACCCUGCCAGAGCACAGGGGGAAGGGCUAUGCCAAGAUCCUGGUGAGCACCAUGGCAGCAAGGCUCCAUGCCCAGGGUUACCCUGUGUACUGCAACAUCGAGGAGGAGAACCAGGUCUCCUUCAGGCUCUUUAAGAAAUCGGGCUUUACUGAGGACCCCUCUCACAGGGCCACCCGGGUUGAGUUCAACUACAAAACCAAUAUUUCUUGGAUUGACAUGCUUCAUACCACCAUGCUGAAGGACAUUUCUGCCACAAAAGAUGUCACAAUGAGACCGUGUGGUGUAACUCACCUCCUGGAAUUACAAGACCCAAAUCACCUUCCUCACCUGACAGUGAGCAGAGAUGUGGAGGCCAGGAUCUCCUCCCUGAAUGAAUUCCAUGUCGGUUUGGUGAAUAAAACCUGGAAAUAUGGAGAUGAUGAAAAAGGUUUUCAACUAAUCAAACAUCUGAUAAGCCACUUCCCCACAUGUUGCAUCACUGAUGAAGAAGGCCGUCCAGUUUCCUGGGUGCUGCUGUAUGAUUACUGUGCCAUGGGGAUGCUAUACACCCUGCCAGAGCACAGGGGGAAGGGCUAUGCCAAGAUCCUGGUGAGCACCAUGGCAGCAAGGCUCCAUGCCCAGGGUUACCCUGUGUACUGCAAUGUCGAGGAGGAGAACCAGGUCUCCUACAGGCUCUUUAAGAAACUGGGCUUUACUGAAGACCCCUCCUACAAGGCCACCUGGUUUGAGUUCAACUACUAAACCAGUAUUUAUUUUUAUAAAAUUACAA